Molecule: messenger RNA, 2172 nt
Organism: Camellia sinensis
Lineage: Eukaryota; Viridiplantae; Streptophyta; Magnoliopsida; Ericales; Theaceae
Product: pentatricopeptide repeat-containing protein At4g14050, mitochondrial
Biological process (GO): RNA modification
Molecular function (GO): zinc ion binding; protein binding; RNA binding
Source: RefSeq, a predicted model, not a curated record
AGUAUUAUUGCUUAAUAAAUUGUUGCAGUUGGACUCGGAGCUACUCCCAAGCGACCAUGGCUCUGAUGCACGUUUGGCAAAGCUGUUAAUCAGCUUCAUCUCCUCCUGCGAGUCAGACUAUAAAACUACAUUUAUGACAAAACCCAUACUUCCAAUCCACCUCAAGUUCUUGAGAAAUUGCCCAAAGCUUAGUUGCCAGCAACUUCAAUUCUGUGCCAGAAACCAAACCCCUUCUCAAGGCAAAAAACUGCAUGCCCACUUUAUCAAAUCAGGUUUAGACCAAUGUGGUACUCUUCCCAACAACCUCCUUGACAUGUACGGCAAAUGUGGUCUCAUUCAAGACGCCCUUCAAUUGUUCGACGAAAUGCCCCACAGAGACCUAAUUUCAUGGGCUUCACUUCUCACUGCCCACAACCAAGCCAAUAUCCCCCAUCGUACUAUCACCUUGUUCCCCAAAAUGUUCGCUCUUGAUGGGUUAAAACCAGAUCAUUUUGUCUUCGCUUGCCUCGUCAAGGCCUGUGCUAGCUUGGGUGCCUUAAAGCUGGGUAAACAAGUCCAUGCUGGAUUUUUAUUAUCGCUGUUUUGUGAUGAUGAUGUUGUUAAGUCCUCCCUCGUUGAUUUAUAUGCUAAAUGUGGGUUACCGGAUAGUGCACGUUUAGUUUUCGAUUCAAUUUCUAGGAAAAAUUCAGUUUCUUCGACGGCUAUGAUUUCUGGGUAUGCCCGAAGUGGACUAAAAUCGGAAGCUGUUGAACUCUUGCGUGGUAUGGCGGAGAAGAAUUUGUUUUCUUGGACGGCUUUGAUAUCUGGGUUGGUACAGAGUGGACAAUGGAUUGAUGGGUUUAAUCUCUUCAUUGAAAUGAGGAGAGAAGGGGUUGAUAUUAUAGACCCUUUUAUUCUUUCGAGCAUUGUUGGAGCCUCAGCUAAUUUAGCAGCGUUGGAGCUUGGAAAACAGAUUCAUUGCUUAGUUUUAUCUCUUGGUUAUGAAUCUAGUUUAUUUGUUAGUAAUGCACUUGUUGAUAUGUAUGCUAAAUGUAGUGACAUACUAGCAGCAAAAACCAUUUUUGAUACUAUGUGCCACAGAGAUAUAGUUUCUUGGACUUCAAUUAUAGUUGGGAUGGCCCAGCAUGGACAAGCAAACGAAUCAUUGUCUCUGUAUGAUGAGAUGAUUUCAGCUGGAUUAAAGCCAAACAAAGUGACAUUCGUGGGACUCAUAUAUGUUUGUAGCCAUGUCGGGUUAGUUAGCAAAGGUCGUUAUCUUUUCAAAUCCAUGGUUGAGGAUUACAAAUUAAGUCCUUCUCUGCAGCAUUACACAUGCUUAUUGGAUCUUUUUAGUCGAUCAGGGCACCUUGAUGAGGCUGAGAAUCUCCUCAAGACAAUGCCAUUCAAGCCUGAUGAGGCUGCUUGGGCCGCUUUAUUAAGUGCUUGCAAGCGCCAUGGGAAUACCCAAAUGGGAGUUCAAGUUGCUAAUCAUCUGUUGAGCUUAGAACCCAAAGAUCCGUCAACUUAUAUUCUGUUGUCUAAUACUUAUGCUGGUGCUUCUAUGUGGGAGAAUGUAUCUAAGGUUAGGAAGCUGAUGGGUGUCAUGGAAUUUAAAAAAGAACCCGGUUAUAGUUGUAUUGAGUUAGGAAAAGAGAGCCUUGUGUUCUAUGCUGGAGAGACAUAUCAUCCUAUGAAAGAUGAGAUAUUUGGUUUGCUUAAAGAGUUGGAUGAAGAGAUGAAGAGAAGAGGUUAUGUUCCUGAUACUAGUUUGGUUUUACACGACAUGGAACAGCAUGAGAAGGAAAGACAACUAUUUUGGCAUAGUGAGAGGUUAGCUGUUGCUUAUGGGUUGCUUAAGACUGUUCCUGGGACAGUUAUAAGGAUAGUGAAGAAUCUCCGUGUUUGCGGUGAUUGCCAUGCUGUUCUAAAACACAUUUGUAGCAUUGUGAAAAGGGAAAUUAUUGUUCGUGAUGCCAAUCGAUUCCACCAUUUUGUGGAUGGUAGAUGUUCGUGUCGCGACUUUUGGUGAUUGCAAUUUUGGUUGUAAAGCUAUGCUGCUUCUAAAUGUAAAGAGGAAUCGAAAACAAUCAUUUAAUUACAAAUUUUGUAAUUAGUUUUGUGGUUAAUUUUGUGAGAAUGGUAUCGUCCCAUUAGUAACCAUCAAUUCUAGAAAUAUAAAUUUUACUUAUCCUA